Triticum turgidum subsp. durum (durum wheat) is the source of this 201-nucleotide messenger RNA. The record is from the annotation of a GenBank genome assembly. Lineage: Eukaryota; Viridiplantae; Streptophyta; Magnoliopsida; Poales; Poaceae.
AUGUUUGACGGAGUUGAGCGGAUGCUUCGAGGAGUCAGGCAUGUGCCAGGGCUAAGGAGGAAUCUAAUUUCGCUUGGAGUUCUUCAUGAUGGUGGUAUGGUAUUCCGUUGUGAUCGGGAUAAGAAGACCAUGAGAAUCAUGAAAGAUGAGGUGACCGUGAUAAUUGGAGGGAGGACGGCUUCACAUCUUUACAAGUUGUAA